Tupaia belangeri chinensis (Chinese tree shrew) is the source of this 1957-nucleotide messenger RNA. RefSeq names its product HLA class II histocompatibility antigen, DP beta 1 chain-like. Lineage: Eukaryota; Metazoa; Chordata; Mammalia; Scandentia; Tupaiidae. The record is from RefSeq and is a predicted model, not a curated record. The transcript is spliced from 5 exons. The coding region runs from base 725 to 1198 and encodes 157 amino acids.
UUGCCAAGAACCUAAUUAAAUAACUGAUCAUAUGUAUAUAUACAUAUAGGUAUACAUAUAUGUGUGUGUGUUUGUGUGUGUGUGUGUAUAGAAGUUAUAGUCCAGGGAAAUCGUAAUGGCCUCAUGGGUUAAAAUAGAGGACACAUAGAGGCGGCACUGGAGAGGUAGCCAUUUUAAUGUGAAUGCCCAGCUAUGUCCUAGAGGUAGUUAGAUAAGUGUUCUGUGGAUUAGACAAGGCAGCUAGAAUAAGCAAGAACUUUGCCGUCUGUAAUGUACUUCUGAGCUGGGUCAGAAAUGAGACCUUUUGGUAUCCAGCCUUAGCUCCAUUGGCCCCUGUAAGUCUGUCGUGUGCUCUAGGCCUAGUCAAAGAGUGUUAAGCAAGGUGCCUAUCAUGAAUUACCCAGGGACCUUAAAAUAUUUUUGCAUAGAAAAAUGUGUCAUGACUUUUCCCACAACCUCAUAGAUGCCCAAGUAUACUCCUGAUUUUCAUGGUGCCCAGGAGCCCUGUGGGAGAGAAAUUGAAUGCAAGGCUCACCUGGAAUUCAGACAUGGGUUGAACAGUCUGGUGGACUUUGAGUUUAUAAAGGUGGUUGAAGUAGAAUGAAAUACAUAGAUGGCUGUAGAACAAAAUCACCUGAAUGAACAAGGCCGACAGUUUGGUUGGCGCUUUCUGCCCUCUGUAGACGAGGACACUGGUAUCUGAAAGAAGAGACCCGGCAGCAGCAUGGAAAUUGACCUACAAGUAGCAGAAGAGCGAGGAGAGGACAACACAGAGAAAUGCAGAGUCCAGCCUGAUGUGAACGUCUCCCCCUCCAAGAAGAGGCCCCUGCAGCACCACAACACGCUCAUCUGCCAUGUGACAGAUUUCUACCCGGGUGACAUUCAAGUCCAGUGGUUCCUGAAUGGAAAGGAGGAAACAGAUGGGGUUGUGUCCACCAGCCUGAUCCGAAAUGGAGACUGGACCUUCCAGAUCCUGGUCAUGCUUGAAACGAUCCCCCAGCAGGGAGACGUCUACACCUGCCAUGUGGAGCACCCCAGCCUGGACAGUCCUGUCACCAUGGAGUGGAAGGCACAGUCUGAUUCUGCCCGGAGCAAGACACUGACUGGAGUCGGGGGCUUCAUGCUGGGGCUCAUCAUGUUUGGGGUGGGCAUCUUCAUGUACGUGAGGAGCAGGAAAGUUCAACGAGGAUCUCGAUAAACAGGUAACAUUCUUGUUUUGUUUUUCUUGGGAGGAUGAGUAGCAGAAGGAUAUAAAUGUUUUCUUUACAUUGUGACUCCCAGCGCCUAUCAGGAAGAGUCUCAGACCUGCACGUCUCUUCAAUUUCAGCCCUUGUGUGAGUGGGCGAAGGGAUGGUCUUUCACUCUUUUGAUGAAGAAAGCUGAGCUGAAAUCUGUUUUUUAUCAGGCUGACUUAGUCUCUCACCGUAAUUUCAGUACCUGGAAUAACUUUCCUUUUAUCCCCGCAGAGUUUCUGAUCCGACUGGAAAGCGUGUUCCUUGGAACAAAUAUUUUCGAUGUUUCCUCAGUCCCAGGGGCUGGCUCAGGUCAGACUCCCAGCUUCCCGAGAAAACUUUGCUGCCACACAAUUGCUCUGAAACCAGUUUCUACAGGCUGCACUUUGAUUCAAUGUACGGUUUCUCCCAUGAGGCCCCCAAACAUGUUCCUUUCUCCUUGCUCCAUAAACAAUCAAAAUCCAACCUUACUGUUUGUUUUCUUUUUAGAAUAUGUAUCAAGUCAUCUCUGCUAUUGCUUUUGUUGAGGGUUGUGAUAAAUAGUAAGAGUUAAUAAAGAAGUUUAUUGUUGUUUAUACAAAGGCAAGAAGAAAAACAUGAAAUGGGGACAUCCCAGCUAUGGCAUAAGGUGGAAGAUCAGAUGUGGCUCUCCUAAAUUUACUGUACUUCCUUAGGCUGCCCCAUAGUCAUGUUUGGUGUCUUCAUCCACUUAGGCUUGGGACCAU